This is a messenger RNA of Drosophila bipectinata, 1881 nucleotides long. It is a transcript of the gene nAChRbeta2, whose product is annotated as nicotinic acetylcholine receptor beta2. Gene Ontology annotation, cellular component: plasma membrane; synapse; neuron projection. Lineage: Eukaryota; Metazoa; Arthropoda; Insecta; Diptera; Drosophilidae. The record is from RefSeq and is a predicted model, not a curated record. Gene Ontology annotation, molecular function: transmembrane signaling receptor activity; acetylcholine-gated monoatomic cation-selective channel activity. Gene Ontology annotation, biological process: nervous system process; signal transduction; regulation of membrane potential.
CUCUCUGGCCGUGAGGUUGUGCCCAAAAAUAAGCCGCAAACAAAAUGCGAUAAGUUGCACGAAAAAUAUUAAUUUAAUAGCAAAAACUGCACAAAUAAGUAGAAAAAACACAACAAAAUGUGGAACUGGAGUUUGUUGUGUAUUUUUCUACUAGUGCCAUUGGCAAAUUCCACGGCACCCAUAAGCUUUGAGGCGAAUCCUGAUACCAAACGUCUUUAUGAUGAUCUACUGAGUAAUUAUAAUCGUUUGAUACGACCUGUAGUCAACAAUACGGAAACCUUGACAGUGUGGCUGGGUUUAAAAUUGUCCCAGUUGAUAGAGGUGAAUCUUAAGAAUCAGGUGAUGACCACCAAUUUGUGGGUCAAACAGCGAUGGUUCGACUAUAAGUUACGCUGGGAUCCUGAGGAAUACGGUGGUGUUGAACAACUUUAUGUACCCUCUGAGCAUAUUUGGGUGCCCGAUAUUGUACUUUACAACAACUGGGACGGCAACUAUGAGGUAACAUUAAUGACCAAAGCCACUCUGAAGUACACCGGGGAAGUAUUCUGGGAGCCCCCUGCUAUUUACAAAUCAUCCUGUGAAAUGAAUGUAGAAUAUUUCCCCUAUGAUGAGCAAAUUUGUUUCAUGAAAUUCGGUUCCUGGACCUAUAACGGUGCCCAGGUGGAUUUAAAACAUUUGGAUCAGGUUCCCGGCAGCAACCUUGUGCAAGUGGGAAUCGAUUUAACUGAGUUCUAUUUGUCUGUGGAGUGGGAUAUUCUAGAGGUGCCGGCUACCAAAAAUGAGGAAUAUUAUCCUGAUACUCUAGAACCUUUUUCAGAUAUAACAUUUAAGUUAACUAUGCGACGUAAGACAUUAUUUUAUACGGUUAACUUGAUUGUUCCUUGUGUGGCAUUGACGUUCCUCACGGUGUUGGUGUUUUAUUUGCCAAGCGAUUCGGGCGAGAAGGUUACGUUAUGUAUUUCAAUACUUGUGUCGUUGACCGUGUUUUUCCUGCUCCUGGCCGAAAUUAUUCCCCCCACUUCGUUGGCGGUGCCCUUGCUGGGCAAGUAUCUGCUCUUUACCAUGAUUCUCGUCUCACUGUCCGUUUGGACAACGGUCUGUGUGCUGAAUAUUCACUUCAGAUCCCCCUCCACACACAAUAUGUCGCCGCUGGUGCGAAAACUCUUCUUGCACUUCAUGCCAAAGUUGAUGAUGAUGCGCCGGACCCAGUAUACUUUGCCCGAUUACGACGACUCCACGCCCAGCAACGGAUAUACAAACGAGAUCGAUGUGCGUGACAGCAUCAGCGAUUUUCCGAGUGAAUUUAAGGACAGCCAGGACGGCGCUUACGAUAAUGGCAUGCAGAACUCCGUGGAUUCUGACAAUGUGAUACCGCGCAACUUAACACCCGAAGUGCUACAGGCGUUGCGUGCGGUCAGAUUUAUUGCGCAGCAUAUCAAGGAUGCCGACAAGGAUAACGAGAUUGUCGAGGAUUGGAAAUUCGUUUCGAUGGUCUUGGAUCGCUUUUUCUUAUGGCUUUUCACGCUGUCCUGUGUUUUCGGGACCCUGGCCAUCAUUUGUCAAUCACCAUCGCUGUACGACACCCGGUCACCGAUUGACCGCCAGCUGAGCGAGAUUCCGCUGCGAAAAAACAAUUUCAUGCUGCCGCCGGACAUCGUUCGUCAGGUCCUAACUUAAUUAGGGUCCAGAGGUCUCCACCAUCGAGGAAGACACGCCAAAGUUAACAAUUCUUUUAUGGAGGAACUCAAUCAAAUCAAGUGUUUCCAUGGAAUAUUGCAACGAUUUAUGUUUUAGCGUCUAUCACUCUGCAAUAUUUUAAAACAAACCUAGCAAUAAUGAAUUCAUUAAAUAAAAAAAUAACAAAAAAUUCCAUUACAAAUA